Messenger RNA from Oncorhynchus tshawytscha (Chinook salmon), 649 nucleotides. RefSeq names its product ictacalcin. Bases 113 to 391 code for a protein of 92 amino acids. The transcript has 3 exons. Gene Ontology annotation, molecular function: transition metal ion binding; calcium ion binding. NCBI's taxonomy places the organism in Eukaryota, Metazoa, Chordata, Actinopteri, Salmoniformes, Salmonidae. The record is from RefSeq and is a predicted model, not a curated record.
UGUGGAUGUGUAUAAAACACAUCCCUCUCUCCAUCAGUCUCUCACUAUCUCAAUCUCUCCAUAUACACUCACUUUCUACUUUGCUUUCUCAUUCUUCGUACAUCUCGUUACCAUGUCUGGGAUCCAGCAGGCCAUGUCUCUCCUCAUCGCCUCCUUCCACAAGUACUCUGGGAAGGAGGGAGACAAGUUCACCCUCAGCAAGGUUGAGCUGAAAGAGCUGCUCCAGGCUGAACUAGGGGAGAUGCUGGGGAAAGCCAGUGACAAGACAGCAGUGGACAGAAUCUUCAAGGACCUGGACUCUAACAAAGACAACACUGUCGACUUCAAGGAGUAUGUCACUUUGGUGUCCUGCCUCACGGUGAUGUGCAAUGACUUCUUCAUAAAGAAGUAAGAGCACUUUCGCCACCUAGCGGCCGUCAUGCAAAACUGCAGGAGGAGACUUCCAUUUUCUCUCCACUAAACAGAGAUUUCACGGGAGGGAGAUACACUUGGAGGACAAUGACAUGAAAACACAGUGAAGCAGUGUAGAGCAGUAAUAUUACAGUAAUAGAUAAUAGUCAGGUUGAGUCUGUGAAUGUGUCCUUGUCAUGCAAAUCCAUUGAUAAACAAAUUAGAUCAAUAAACAAAUUAGAUGAGUAUGUUCAGCCUA